Molecule: messenger RNA, 839 nt
Organism: Anopheles gambiae (African malaria mosquito)
Lineage: Eukaryota; Metazoa; Arthropoda; Insecta; Diptera; Culicidae
Product: mpv17-like protein 2
Exons: 1
Coding region: 177-761 (194 amino acids)
Biological process (GO): mitochondrial ribosome assembly
Cellular component (GO): cytoplasm; membrane
Source: RefSeq, a predicted model, not a curated record
CCACCCCUUCCUGUCUGUCACAAUCACGUGCAGCGUGCGUUUAUUUUGAUUGGGGCUUUCGUUUAGAUUAGAUAGAUAUUUAUGGCCACCUCAGUGACGAUUUUUAUAUAAUAAUGCCAAACAAAGGAUCACCAUGAAUUGACCCGCUCAGUAUUGUACGCGCGUGUGGCCACGGAAUGAUUGCGCUCGCGAAGUGGUUCCGGACAGCGACCAAGACAGCAUUCAGCAAGAAGUACCUACUGCUCACGAAUGUCGCGAUAUCGGUCAGCCUCUCCGGGGUGGGUGAUAUAAUCGAGCAGCACUAUGAGAUCUACAGUGGCGAGCUGGCGGCGUGGGACCGCCGGCGGACCCGCUUCAUGUCCAUCUCCGGCAUGACGGUCGGUGUGUUCUGCCACGGGUGGUACAACUUCAUGGAUCGCCGGUUCCCCGGCCGCACGAUUGGGCUGGUCCUGAAGAAGGUGCUGAUCGAUCAAACGGUCGCUUCGCCGAUUGUGAUAUUCCUGUUCUUCGCCACGCUGGCAGUGCUGAAGCGCUCCUCGUGGGAGGAAAUGCGCGGCGAGAUACGGGACAAGUUCAUCCGCCUGUACACGGCCGAGUGGGUCGUGUGGCCGCCGGCCCAAAUCGUCAACUUUUACUUCCUGCCGACGAAGUAUCGCGUGCUGUACGAUAACACCAUCUCCCUCGGGUACGACGUGUACACGAGCUACGUUAUUAAUGACGAGAGUGGCGCCACCACCGCAACCAACGCACAGAAGGACUAAGGACUUCUUUCACCACCCAAGACAAAGACAAAGCAAUAAACCUGUUUUAUCGUUAACACAGCAGUUACCAUAUCUCAA